AGCUUCCGCAAAAUCUCAUUGACGGCAUUCGAUUGCAUUGGCAUUUGCGAGCCCCCGGUGAAAUUUGCCGUUGAAUAUUGUACGAAGAUCCUACCAUAAAGCAUGGAGGCGGAAACAUUAGAGCAAGCGCAGGCGCGCCAUCGCAAAGAGCUCAAAGACUUGCAGGGUCGCAUCACGAGCAAGAAGAAGAACGCGACAAAAAAGACACGAAAAGGCGUCAAUGACGAGUGCACCGAGCUAGAGCGACAAUUAAAAGAAAAGCAAGCAACUGAAAUAGCGGCAAUCAACGGCGAAACGACAGCACCAGACGCAGAAGAUGACGGCGACAACGCGGACGACGUACCACAGCCAUCAGAACCCGACAAGACUCUAGCACAGAGCGCACAAAAGUUGACGAUAUCCGAACCACAGACCGAGACAACAUCCGAGCAAGGGCAAGGGCUUGGAAAGAAGCGCAACCGCCAAAAGGAACGUCUUGCCCGUCGCGCAGCAGAGCUAGAGGCCGAAGCUGUCAAGGCCGAAGAAGAGGCUGCCAACAUGACUGACUUCCGCGCUAAAGAGAGCGAAUACAUGAAGACAGAGUUUGAAAAGAACGGCCUCGUGGAGCAAGAAAUUGCACCUGACGGACACUGCCUUUUCUCUGCGGUGGCCGACCAGCUCUCGCAACACGAUAUUCCCAUCGAAGGCGCCGGCUUACCGUACAAGAAGAUCCGAGCUGCCGCUUCAUCAUUCAUGGCCGACAAUGCGGAUGAUUUUGCGCCGUUUCUCGAGGAGGACUUUGACUCAUACGUGGCCAAGAUGCGCGACACAGCGGAAUGGGGUGGCCAGCUAGAGCUGACAGCUCUGGCGAGGAAAUACAACGUGGGCAUCAAGGUGGUACAAGACGGCCGAACGGAAGUCAUUGGCGAGGGCGACAAGACACUGUGGCUGGCAUACUACAGACACGGCUACGGGUUGGGCGAGCACUAUAAUUCGCUGCGGAAAAAGUAG
[Torrubiella] hemipterigena is the source of this 990-nucleotide messenger RNA. NCBI's taxonomy places the organism in Eukaryota, Fungi, Ascomycota, Sordariomycetes, Hypocreales, Clavicipitaceae. The record is from the annotation of a GenBank genome assembly.